Molecule: messenger RNA, 1216 nt
Organism: Anopheles bellator
Lineage: Eukaryota; Metazoa; Arthropoda; Insecta; Diptera; Culicidae
Exons: 3
Coding region: 107-1216 (369 amino acids)
Source: RefSeq, a predicted model, not a curated record
GCAAUUUCACAAUCUCUUUCUCAAAUAUAUCUUUUACAACCGUUCGGUUGUAAAUUUAGUUUUCUAUUUAUUCUGCAGAGCGUCCGCCCCAAUCUAAUUUGUUACAAUGGACAUCACUCCUCCAUCGGAUCCAUCAUCGGAGGAACAUCCGGAGGAGCGUAAGUCCUACCAAAGAAUAGACUUCUCAGAUUUCAUAAGCGCGUUGAAAGAAAGUCAUAUGUUGUUGGAACACACAGGGGAGCAGUACAAUUCUCCCGAAUGUAUGAAGGAAUGGGAUAAAAUUGGUGAAAAAUUGCCCAUGCUGUCUAAGAAUGAGUUCAAAAGCCAGAAGAAAGCUUUUUUGUUACGCAAAAAGAGAUGUUCUCCCAGAAGCACUCUGAAAGAAUUCCUCGAAAAGAGCGCUUUUAAACGUCCCACAAACCUACAGGAGCGAUAUUUAAAACGUCGACAGACAGAGGAAGAUUACUGUCUUACAACAGCCCAACAACAACACAAUGCCACAAAACGGACACAGAUUGUCCAGCAAUACGGUUUGAAGGAAGAAGCUCACAACCUCACAUACAACGUCGACGCAUUUUCCUGCGACGACGGCAGCAGCAUGGCCAACGGUGCCAUGCCAGCACAUAAAAAUAAUGUUAAGAUGGAAACCAUUACUCCAAUGUCGGCCAGUGGUGAUGCCGGUAGCUACUCGCGGCCAGCACAUGACAAUAUUUUUAAAGAAGAAGACAUUUUUCGAAUGCCGGUGAUAGCUGAUUUAGCAAGUAACUACUCACAGCGGCCACCCCAGCUGCAGCAGCAACAACAGCAAAAGAUGAUAGAUGCCCUGCAGCAGCAAGUGCAACAACAGCAAAAGACGAUAGAUGCUUUGCAGCGGCAAGUGCAACAGCAAAAGACGAUAGAUGCUUUGCAGCAGCAAGUGCAACAAAAGCAAAAGAAAAUAGGUGCCCUGUUGCAGCAACUGCAGCAGCAACAAAAGCAGCAGUGCAACAACAACCACAGCACCUGCAAGAGCAACAAAUGCAACAACUGCACCUGCAGUAGCAACAAAUGCAACAACUGCACCUGCAGUAGCACCAAAUGCAACAACAACUGCACCUGCAGUAGCAACAAAUGCAACAACUGCACCUGCAAUAGCAACAAAUACAACAACUGCACGUGCAGUAGCAACAAAUGCAACAACUGCAGUCACAACAGUUAUUUUAACAAUCGCUUUUAA